Messenger RNA from Capronia epimyces CBS 606.96, 717 nucleotides. RefSeq names its product ubiquinone biosynthesis monooxygenase Coq7. The coding region runs from base 1 to 717 and encodes 238 amino acids. Gene Ontology annotation, biological process: ubiquinone biosynthetic process. The record is from RefSeq and is a predicted model, not a curated record. The transcript has a single exon. NCBI's taxonomy places the organism in Eukaryota, Fungi, Ascomycota, Eurotiomycetes, Chaetothyriales, Herpotrichiellaceae. Gene Ontology annotation, molecular function: 3-demethoxyubiquinol 3-hydroxylase activity. Gene Ontology annotation, cellular component: mitochondrial inner membrane.
AUGCAGGCUUCAAAAAGCUCCUUAGCACUGGUUAAAUCUCUACACCUACAGUUGCUACGCCCUGGCCUACCCCAGUUGCGCCGGAUAUCCUCACAAAGUAGCACAACAGCCGAGCCGCAACAGGACUCUAAAUCCCACAAAACGAUCCUUUCCGAAGAGCAGAGAAAGUUCCUCGAUGGCGCCCUACGCGUCAACCAGGCUGGGGAGCUCGCAGCAACUCUCAUAUACACCGCGCAGACACCGCCCGUCGUGAAGGCACAUCCACAUCUUCGACCACUCAUGAAACACAUGUAUGACCAAGAAGCCGGGCAUUUCAAGACCUUUAACGAGCUUCUUGCAAAGCAUCGAAUCAGACCGACUGUUAUGUAUCCGGCCUGGGAGGUCGCGGCGACCGUACUUGGGUGGACGACUGGCAUCAUGGGAAGAGAGGCCGCAAUGGCAUGCACCGAGGCCGUGGAGACAGAAAUUGGGAACCAUUACAACGGGCAGGUGCGGGAGUUGGUCAAAUGGAUGCAAGAGCUGAAAGAAAGGGGCGAGGAGCUUGAUCCGGAGCUCAAGGUUCUGAUCGAUGAUAUUAAACGGAUUCGCGAUGAAGAACUGGAGCAUCUAGAUCAUGCUGUGAAAAAUGAUGCCAAAGAAGCACAGCCAUAUGAGCCCCUUACAGAUAUCAUUCGGUAUGGCUGCAGAGGCGCCAUCUGGAUUAGUGAGCGAAUAUGA